Messenger RNA from Gymnogyps californianus (California condor), 2678 nucleotides. It is a transcript of the gene HCFC2, whose product is annotated as host cell factor C2. The coding region runs from base 1 to 2427 and encodes 808 amino acids. Gene Ontology annotation, biological process: chromatin remodeling; regulation of DNA-templated transcription. The transcript has 15 exons. Gene Ontology annotation, cellular component: histone methyltransferase complex. Lineage: Eukaryota; Metazoa; Chordata; Aves; Accipitriformes; Cathartidae. Gene Ontology annotation, molecular function: transcription coactivator activity; protein binding. The record is from RefSeq and is a predicted model, not a curated record.
AUGGCGGCGGCCGCCGCUGGACUGAGCUGGAGGCGGGUGUCUUCCUUCACGGGGCCGGUGCCGCGCUCCCGCCACGGGCACCGCGCGGUCGCCAUCCGCGAGCUGGUCAUUAUCUUCGGGGGCGGCAACGAGGGCAUCGCCGAUGAGCUGCACGUCUACAACACGGUUACAAAUCAGUGGUUCCUUCCUGCUGUAAGGGGAGAUAUUCCUCCAGGCUGUGCAGCACAUGGAUUUGUUUGUGAUGGUACCAGAAUACUAGUUUUUGGAGGAAUGGUUGAAUAUGGAAGAUACAGUAAUGAUUUAUAUGAAUUGCAGGCAAGUCGAUGGCUCUGGAAAAAAGUAAAACCUCAAGCUCCUUCCACUGGAUCACCACCUUGUCCUCGACUUGGCCACAGCUUUUCUUUAUAUGGUAACAAGUGCUAUUUAUUUGGUGGCCUGGCGAAUGAAAGUGAGGAUUCAAAUAAUAACGUUCCCAGAUAUUUAAAUGAUUUCUAUGAACUGGAGCUGCAACACGGUUCUGGCGUUGUCGGCUGGAGUAUUCCUGUGACCAAAGGGAUCUUGCCGUCUCCCCGAGAAUCUCACACAGCCAUCAUAUACUGCAGAAAAGAUUUGGGAAGUCCAAAGAUGUAUAUUUUUGGAGGGAUGUGUGGCUGUCGGCUUAAUGAUCUCUGGGAACUUGACAUAGAAACCUUGACCUGGUCAAGACCAGAAACUAAAGGGACAGUACCACUUCCUCGCAGUCUCCAUACGGCCAAUGUAAUAGGAAACAAAAUGUAUGUUUUUGGUGGAUGGGUUCCACAGUCAGCAGGAGGUGAAAUUUCUGCUCAUGAUGGUGAAUGGAAAUGUACCGGUUCAUUUUCUUAUCUUAAUUUGGAUACCACAGAAUGGAUAGGUCUGAUCUCAGAUUGCCAGGAGGACAAAAGUAACUUGUUACCAGGGCCAAGAGCAGGACACUGUGCUGUAGCGGUUGGCACUCGUCUGUAUAUCUGGAGUGGUAGAGAUGGUUACAGAAAAGCUUGGAACAAUCAAGUUUGCUGCAAAGAUCUUUGGUACCUUGAUACUGAGAAACCUCCAGCACCAUCACAGGUACAGCUGAUCAGAGCUACAACCAACUCUUUUCAAGUGAAAUGGGAUGAAGUACCUACAGUUGAAGGAUAUCUUCUUCAAUUACAUGCUGACUCACCAGUGCCAUCAGUGGCUGGAAUACCUGGUACCGGGGUUCCUGAGACAUCAGUGCUGAGUUCACAAGGUGGCUCUUCUCUACAUCAAAGUCCACAAUCACUGCCUAGUGUCCCUUAUCCAGAAAUGAAGGUGGAUCAUCCCAGCCAAACAAAUAAUGUCAUUCCUAAUAACGUCCAAGUUUCCCUUUCAUCCAACUCAUUAUUAAAAGUAGAAGGAAAAGAAAAGGUUGCAGCACCUGAAAACAAGAUUACACAGGAGACUAUGAAAAACCAUGCAGAUGCUACAGGAUUCAAAGAAUCAAAUGCCCCUUCUCUUUUGCCUGUUUGUACUUCAAGUCCUCAGACUUCAGCAAAUGUAGGUGAAUUAAAUGACUUGGACAAACGAACUGUAAAUCCUGAUGCUUCUGUAUCCAGUACUGUCUCCAGCACACAAACUAUGGUAACCCAGCAGGCUGUUAAAACUGAAUCAUCAAGUACAAAUGGGGCAGUUGUUAAAGAUGAAACUUCACUAACAACAUUCAAUUCAAAAUCUGAAGCUGCUGAAACUGCUUAUAUCAUGCCUUCGACAAGGGUCAAUACUGGACAGACAAAUGAUUCACACUCCUCUAAAACUCCACAAAGACAGAUGGCACCGGUGAAAACAAGAGACCGGCAGUGGUAUGAUGUUGGAAUUUUUAAGAACAACAGUGCUGUGGUGAGCCAGUUCUACUUGCUGCCAGAGGAAACACUGAGCAUCCCUAGCAAGAUGGAAAGUGCAGAUGUACCAGACUACAGGUUACUUAAGAAACAGGAUCUUUUUCCAGGCACAGUGUACAGGUUCAGAGUUGCUGCAAUUAAUGGCUGUGGUGUUGGCCCUUUCAGUAAAAUCAGUGAAUUCAAGACUUGCAUUCCGGGUUUUCCUGGAGCUCCUUCAACAGUCAAAAUCACCAAGAGUGUAGACUGUAUUCAUCUUUCUUGGGAGCCUCCUGCUUCACCGUCUGGAAAUAUUUUAGAAUAUUCUGCCUACUUAGCAAUCCGUUCCACACAAUUACAGGAAAAUCCAAGUCAGCUUGUAUUUAUGAGAAUAUACUGUGGUCUUAAAACAUCGUGUAUAGUGACUGCUGCCCAACUUUCAAAUGCUCAUGUUGAUUACACUUCCCGACCUGCUAUAGUGUUCAGAAUUUCUGCAAAGAAUGAGAGAGGAUACGGACCAGCCACGCAAGUUCGAUGGCUUCAAGGUAAAGUCAGUGUCAGACGCAGCAUUUAAAUGGGCUGUAGCUGUGGCAGAGAAAAUGGCGUAUUGUGUCUCUAGAACCAACACUUUUCUCAGCAGUGCAUGUGAAGUUCUUGAAAUUUUGUUUUGUUCCUUAUAGAAGUUUUAGGAAAAUUUAGUUGUUGAAUUUGGCAUAACAUUUAAAAAGAUUUUCUGUAUUUGUUCACGAGCAAAGACAAGCAAGUACUGAAAUGCUGGUUAUUGAGUUUUACCCAGUCCCUCAAAUAAUAAAAGCCUAGUAAGCU